Molecule: messenger RNA, 5043 nt
Organism: Perca flavescens (yellow perch)
Lineage: Eukaryota; Metazoa; Chordata; Actinopteri; Perciformes; Percidae
Gene: traf4a
Product: tnf receptor-associated factor 4a
Exons: 7
Coding region: 362-1774 (470 amino acids)
Biological process (GO): activation of NF-kappaB-inducing kinase activity; regulation of apoptotic process; signal transduction
Cellular component (GO): plasma membrane signaling receptor complex
Molecular function (GO): tumor necrosis factor receptor binding; ubiquitin protein ligase binding; zinc ion binding
Source: RefSeq, a predicted model, not a curated record
AUCCACUGAGGAGGAGAGGCCCACACGCAUUAACCCUGAGCUGUGGACGUGCACGGACAGGGGCUUUCAGGACCGAUCUGUGAUCGUUUCCGUAGCGUUUCCUGGACAGCAGUGUCGCUCCUUUGUUGCCAUCAGUCGGCGGGGCUGCAGGAGGAAAGCCUGGGGAGGACUCGCCUCCUUAAAGCCCGAUCGCUCGGUGGCGGAAGGGACGUGAUAUGAACCCCUCAUCGGCUUAAACGCCAGUGCAGCUAAAUAGCCCCGUUUUCAGGGGGAGGGGGGAGUGAACGGAGGAUCAGAGAGGACAUUUCUACCUUUUAACCUGCAGCUGAAGGCCGAGAUAAUAUCCACGGAAACUGUAGCGAUGCCCGGGUUUGAUUACAAGUUUCUGGAAAAGCCAAAGAGACGGUUCCAGUGUCCGCUCUGCAGCAAGGCGAUGCGGGAGCCGGUCCAAGUGUCUACCUGUGGACAUCGUUUCUGUGACACCUGUCUGCAAGAAUUUCUAAGUGAGGGCGUCUUCAAGUGUCCGGAGGACCAGCUGCCAUUGGACUAUGCCAAGAUCUACCCGGACCCAGAGCUGGAGCAACAGAUCCUGGCGCUGCCCAUCCGCUGUAUCCACAGUGAGGAGGGCUGCCGCUGGACUGGCCAGAUGAAGCAGCUGCAGGGCCACUUUUCCACCUGCGCCUUCAAUGUGAUACCCUGCCCCAACCGCUGCUCCGUCAAGCUGACGCGUCGCGAUUUGCCCGACCACCUGCAGCACGACUGCCCCAAGCGCAAGGUCAAGUGCGAGUUUUGUGGCAGCGAGUUCACCGGUGAAGCCUACGAGAACCACCAGGGUGUGUGUCCCCAGGAGAGUGUGUACUGUGAGAACAAGUGUGGGGCGAGGAUGAUGCGGCGUCUGCUGUCCCAACACGGCCUAGCCGAGUGUCCCAAACGCACACAGCCCUGCAAGUACUGCGGCAAGGAGUUUGUGUUUGACACAAUCCAGAACCACCAGUACCACUGCCCUCGGUUUCCUGUCCAGUGCCCAAACCAGUGCGGCACACCCAACAUCGCCCGAGAGGAUCUGGCUAACCAUGUGAAGGAGAACUGCGGCAGCGCGCUUGUCCUCUGCCCCUUCAAAGACGCCGGCUGCAAACACAGGUGCCCCAAACUGGCUAUCGGUCGCCACCUGGAAGACACCACUAAGUCUCACCUGACUAUGAUGUGUAACCUGGUGGGGCGUCAGCGGCAGGAGAUCCUGGAGCUGCGGAGAGAGAUGGAGGAGCUGUCUGUCAGUCACGACGGUGUUCUCAUCUGGAAGCUCAGCGACUACUCCCGCAAACUGCAGGAGGCCAAGCUCCGAAGCAACCACGAGUUCUUCAGCCCACCCUUCUACACUCACCGCUACGGCUACAAGCUGCAGGUGUCGGCCUUCCUGAACGGUAACGGCAGUGGCGAGGGCUCCCACCUCUCCGUCUACAUCCGCGUGUUGCCCGGAGAGUACGACAGCCUGCUGGAGUGGCCCUUCUCCUACAAGGUGACUUUCUCCAUCAUGGACCAGAGCGACCCGUCUCUUUCCAAACCCCAGCACAUCACGGAGACCUUCAACCCUGACCCCAACUGGAAGAACUUCCAAAAGCCCUGCAGCAGCCGCAACUCGCUGGACGAGAGCACCCUGGGCUUCGGCUACCCCAAGUUUAUCUCUCACGAGGAGAUUAAGAAGAGGAACUACAUCCGAGACAACUGCAUCUUCAUCAAGGCUUCUAUAGAGAUUCCACAGAAGAUUAUGGCUUAAAAUACAACCUUUGUUUGCUUUUCAUAAAGGAGAAAGAUAGGUUAAAGACUGGAAGUGACACUUAAACCUUGAAAACUUCUACACACUUACCCUUUAGAAACUUUCUGCCCUUGCAGCCUCUCACCACAGAGCUUGAAGCGAGUCUGUUUGGCUGUGUGAGCUGACUCGGAGGACCUUGAUAUAUCACAGAGGAGAAAGUGUUUGGUCUGCAGAACCAUCACUCUCUGGUGUUUCCUUUAUCAUUUUUUUGUUUGCUGUCCUUUUAUCACAGUCUACAACAAAAAGCCUUGGAAAUCAAACAGUGCCUAGAGAUUUUAUCUUAAGUUAUAUUUUUGUUGUUAUUUCCACAGUACAGAUGUUAAAGAUUAUGGAAAAGAUAUUUGAAAAAAGGGGUGAAGGGCUUCGCUAAGCCUCUGCACUUAGAGUAGAGAGAAAGUUAGAAGCUGGCCAGAGACGUCCCGUUGGGGUGAUCUAAAGAAGAGGGAGCUCAGCAGACUCAUGCUGGAGCCCAACUGCCUUUUGUUUCCAUGCUCAUACAGUAUACUCCCACUGAUCCGUUAACAAACACAGAGCCCUUGGUCAGAGACUUGUGAGGUUUGUGUACACACAAACAUCAAAUCGAUGUUUUCAAGUGAGAAACUUGCAUCUCCAAUCUUGGUAAUUUCCUGUUUUAAAGGAAAAGUGUUACAUUUUGGUUGAGUUGAAUGAAUCAAUACCACUCUCAUAUCUGCACAUUCAAUAUAAGGCUACAGCCAGCUUUCGGUUAGCUUAGGUUAGCAUAAAGACUGCAAACUACCUGGAGUCUCAAUGGUUGCCUAGCAACUGCUUCCAAGAAAUAGCCCUCAGUAAAAUGGCAAAUUGUAAUUUUUAACCGCCUUUUUCUUUUGUACGGAUUAAAACUGUGUGAGAUAUAAUGUAUUAAUUAGUGGUCCCUAAAGCUGAUUUAUAGCUGUAUGCUGGGGUGUAAUGCUAUUUGUUUAAGUACCGGAGAGCCCCUAUGGCAAAUUGUGGCUCAUUUCGAAGGUUAUUUAACUGCUGUUCCUACGAUGGCAAGUUUACAAAAAUAUAACUAUAAAAUGAAAGGAUGUUUUGCUGCCUUGUCAUCUUCAUUAGUUAACAGUUAGCUAGCUAUACACUGAGAAAAAAUUAUUUCAUUCACUGUGCCGCUCAAAGGCUUCUCCCGGGAGCUACUGGCAACUUUUAAGGUGGAAUGGUUUUAUGUGUGUACUACCAUUGAACCGAUUGAGGCAGAAGGCGGGUGAAUUUCCUGUGCUUGUCCAUCCACUGAGAGACAUGGAUGUUAUGCUACCAAGCAGACUAAUCACAGUUGUUGUGGUCUGCACCUAGCACCUGUAAAACUCACCAAUUAACCACUUAAUAUAUUGUUUUAUAUUGUUUAAUCCUCUGUCCUUUAUCUUUGGACAGGGCCAGGCUAGUUGUUUCCUCCUGUUUCUCAUCUUUGUGCUAGGCUAAGCUAACUGGCUACUACGGAAAGAUAUGACAGUGGUAUAAAUCUUUUUAUCUAACACAGCAAAAAAGGGAAUAAACGUAUUUCCCAAAAUGUCAAAUAUACCUUUUAACUAAAAUUAAACAUGCCUCUCCUACUGCUGAGAAAAUCCUAACAUUUUUGGGCACAAAAAAUGCAACUGUCAAGCUCAACCAAGGCUGUUUUUUGUUUAGUUUUUUUACCCAAUAACAUCGAAGCUCUGAAUCUGUCUCUUGUAGUUAACCACUCCCAUCACAGGAACCGUCUGUAACUUGUGUUUGUCAGUAGUACGACCCAGUCGUAACUAGCUUCAGGAGCAUGCCAGUGUACCAAACACACGCUUCAUAAGGACCCUACGAGGCUUUGUGUCUAUAGAGUGUUGCAGGGAUUGAAGGCCGACCGGAAAAGUUAGCAUCGCCCUCGUUCCCUCGACAUUUUUUUUAAAUAAAAACAAAUGAACGUUUAUGAUACUUACACAUUUUGUACAUGAACACCAUAGUUAUGAUUUUUUAGCCUAAAUGCUUCCAACUGAUUUCUCGUGUUCGGUGUGAUGACGUUUGUAGUCUCAGUCAGCCACUUGUUAGCAACUGCCUUUUUUAAAGAACCCAUUGACUUCCAGAUGAGGGAACUGGAAGUGCAAAAAUGGAAAUUCAUUUUGGGUUUUAGGACUCAUUCCUGCAGCACUCUAUUGUGAAGUCCACUGUUGGGGGGGAAGCACCUUUCGUCGGUCUUCAGAUGAGCAGAGCAGACAAAGAGGCCAGUUGUCGGAGUACACGUGCAUUUAAUAGUGAAGGAAAAGCCAUGUGGCCUUUUUAUACAGUAUGUCUUCGCAUGAGAGUUUUAGGGGUGAGCAGGGCAACAUAAACAAAUGCAUGCUUCAUGUGCUACCACCUGGACCAUUUUUGUACUGUAACCUGUAUUCUUGAAAUCCUCUCCCGUUGAUGGCUAUUUAGUGUCUUUUUUUUUUUGGACCGUUUGAAAGUUGACAAAUUGUCAAAAAGUAGGGUUUUUUUUGUAGGUUUUUUUUAUAUACAGAAAAUGUGAACGCUGCCGGUAAUAUAACCUAUAAAGACAAUGAACACUUGGCUGUGAAGUGAACUGUUUUACAUAGCCUGGGCAUGGCUGGUGAACUCUUUGAAAAGAUGGUUAAUGACAUGGUCUCUGCAAAUAUGUGGGUGUCUUGGGGCUGACUACACCUUUUGUUGUUACCAUGGCCACUGGUGUCUAUCUUCAGCUCGGCACACAAUGUUGCGACGAGGAGAUGUUGGAGGAAUGUGUGAUACACCUGCCCCCAUCAUAGCACCAUCAGAGGGGUGGAGGACUCUGAUGAUACAGUACACUCAUGAGUCAUGGCAUAUGUGAAUACUAAUGUAAAAAUGCAGAAGCACAUUCUUUCUUUUUAUUAUUCUACAUGAAAAAUUCCUUAUUUCUUGUCAUAAUACCAGCUGAUAUUUUACAGUGAUUUAAAGAAGUGAGAAGAUAAAACUUUUUUGUAAGAUUCUGUAUUUUUUAAAAUACUUAGCUGUUUUAUACAAACACUUUUCGUUGGAGAGUCGGGGUUGACUAUGGGAAUUUUCAGACCCUUUUGCCUCUUUGGACAUUUGGAUAAUUUCUUUGUACUUGUGGUUUGAGCCUCACAUAUUCUGUCUGUAUUAUUUCCUCUUAAAAGUAUUUAUUUUAAGGAGCCAUCAUGUGAGUUUGAACAGAUGGCAAAAAUGUUUGAAUAUGUUGAUUGAAGAGUGCUUGUCAAUUUCUUAAUUGAAAUAAAAUACCAUAUAUUAUA